AUGAGCACGUCCAUUGAUGAGGACGCCAGGUGCACGUCCAUUGAUGAGGACGCUAGGAACACGUCCAUUGAUGAGGACGUCAGGAGCACGUCCAUUAAUGAGGACGUCAGGAGCACGUCCACUGAUGUGGGCACAAGCAGCAAAUCCACUGAUGAGGACGCCAGCAGCACGUCUAUUGAUGAGGACGCCAGGUGCACGUCCAAUGAUGAGGACAAGAGGGGCACGUCAAUUGAAGAGGAGGCCAGGAGCACGUCAAAUCAUGAGGAACCCAAGAGCAUGUUCACUGAUAAGGACGCCAGGAGCAUGUCAACUGAUGAGGAAGCCAGGAUAAUGUCCACUACUGAGGACGAAAGGCGCACAUCCACUUCUGAGGACAAGAGGAGCAUGUCCACUGAUGAAGACAACAGGAGCACAUCCACUACUGAAGACAACAGGACCAUAUCCACUACUGAGGACAACAGAACCAUAUCCACUACUGAGGACAACAGGAUAAUCUCCACUGAUGAGGACGACAGGAGCACAUCCACUGCUGGGGCCGAGAGAAGCACGCCCACUACUGAGGACAAGAGGAGCAGGUCGACUGCUGACGACAACAGGAACACGUCCACUACUGAGGACAAGAGGAGCACGUCCACUACUGAGGACAACAAGAGCACGUCCACUACUGAGGACAACAGGAGCUAG
Molecule: messenger RNA, 684 nt
Organism: Dreissena polymorpha
Lineage: Eukaryota; Metazoa; Mollusca; Bivalvia; Myida; Dreissenidae
Exons: 2
Coding region: 1-684 (227 amino acids)
Source: RefSeq, a predicted model, not a curated record